ACAGAAAGUGACACAGAAAAAACAAGGAGAGAAAAAAUGUGUGUAGUGGCUAAUGAUCUAUCAUGCCAACACUAUAUGAAAACUAAAACAAAAUUUCAAUGAAGAAUAUCAAUGGAAUCCUUAAUUUCUUUGGGUUAAUAAUGAAUCGCAUGUUCCUUCGAAUAUCCUAUAUAUCCCUUGUAAUUAUAUUAUGUCUACUUUGCCAUACAUGGUUCAAAUUGUAUUUACCUCUCGUCAAAACUUCUAAGAAUAUGUUAAGUUUUAUAAGCAACAAGAACAAACAUGAGAAAAAAUUAGAAAACACAUCGAAAGAUGCGCUUGCAAACGAACCUGAUAGAUAUCUCAUUGAUACAAUUGGUUGUAAAAUAUUAGCAAUUGAUAUACCUGAAACUAAUUUUAACAUUAAUCGUUCCUCAGUAGUAUGCCCUGGUCCAGCAAGGUUAACAAAAGUCGUUGGUGCAAUUUUGUACGUGAACCAAUCAAUUAAAGCAGUUCAUUACUCGAACAAAAUUAAACGCUGUCAGAAGUGGAAUAUUAAACGAGGUGACAACGAUAAUAGUAUUGUUCUUGGAAAACCGAUUACCUUUCAUAACCAAACGAAAAUUGAUGCAGAGUUCAGUUUGAUAAAAUGUGAAGGAGUUAAUAAUUCCGUGUUAUAUACAGAUUUCCACAGUCGUAUCAUUGAUAAAGAACAUGUGCAGAAGAAGUUGAAAUCUCAGUCUGGUAAAAGAGCUGAAGAUCGUCCGCUUAGUGUUCUUCUUAUUGGAAUUGAUUCAACGUCUCGCAAUAGCUUCUCUAGACAAAUGCCUCGUUUAAAGAAGUACCUUCUAGAAACACUAAAAGCUUAUUCGUUCCCUGGAUUUACAAGGGUUGGUGUGAAUACUCUUCCGAAUAUAAUACCGUUAUUAACAGGAAAAUUUUUGAACGAAAGUAAAUAUCACCAAGGUAUGUCUUUUGACUCAGUAGAUUUUAUAUGGAAAAACUAUAGUUCCAAAAAUGCUAUAACACUUUUGGUAGAGGACCGUCCAAGAACUGGAGCCUUUAAUUUUUACCGCCGUGGCUUUGUGAAAUCACCGACUGAUUUCUAUAUUCGACCGCUGACACUUGCGAUGGCGAAGAAUAGAUCUCACAAAGAAUUCUGUGUGGGCCCUGUCACCGAGUCUGAACAAAUUAUACAUUAUACCAAGCAGUUUCUAAAGUUGUACGGGACAUCUUUCUAUUUUGCUUUUAUUUUUUUCACAGACUGGAAUCACGAUCGCUUGCAUGGUGCGGCUAGAUGGGAAGACAAGCUUUUGGGGUUUUAUCAGUGGCUUCAUCAAUCAAAAACACUAAACAACACUUUACUAUUUUUCUUCGGGGAUCAUGGUUUCCGCAUGGGUGGAUUUCGUACAACUGUCGCUGGAAGUCAUGAAGCAAAUUUACCUUUUUCAUUUUUUAUUGUCCCAGAAUGGUUCAAGAUCAAACACAAAUCAAAAGCCAAUUCUAUUCAUAGAAACCAAAAUCGUCUUGUGACACUUUUCGAUUUUCAUGCCACUCUUUCUGAAAAUCUGAACAGAGGGGAACAAACUCGAAUGAUGACGAGUAACAGAAGCAUCAGUCUUAUGUCACCAAUACCAAGUAACAGAACUUGCAAGGGAGCAGAAAUACCUGCACAAUUCUGUGAGUGUUUCUCAGCAAGAAAGCAAUUGAGAGUUAAAAAUGUGAACGUGACCGAAGCAGCCAUCGCUGUUGUGAAAACACUGAAUAAACGUUUAGAAAAAGCAAAAGCGAAAAAAUGCGCAAAACUGAAAUUGAAAAAGGUAAUACGUGCUUAUAAAUAUAGAACUACAUACUCAGUAACGUUAAAAGUGUCACCAAGUGAAGGAGUUUUCCAAUCUUUGGGAGAGUAUCGUGGGAAAAACUUUCACCCGUUUGGAGAAAUUUUACGAAUCAACAUAUAUGGUAACCAAUCUCAUUGCGUCAACACUCCUAACCUGAAACCGUUUUGUUUUUGUGUGUGAACCGUUUGAUUUCUAUUUAAUCGUCUUUUGUACACUCAUAUAUGUUUCCAAGAUAUUUUCCAGCAUUUUACUCAUUCAUCUAAAUAGCAUAACAUAAUUAUAGAGACUCUUCUAUUAACAACAGCCAGGAUUGGUAAAUAAACUAUUGUAUUCAUGAAACGGGUGUCGUAGUUGAGCGGUGGACUUUAAGAAUAGACAUCACAAACUCAUAGAGAAGGAAAAGAGCCACGAAUUCGUUGAUCGUUUCCUUCUGAGAAAGAGUCUUUUGUUCAAAAUAUUUAACUCUUUACAUUUAUGUUCAUGAGCCUUUUCUUGGGAAUUUUUACUCGUACUUUUCUCAAUAAGGUCGUGAUAACUAUUCCGAAUGUCCGCCAGUCAGUUAUUUUGCACCCGUCUCAUGAGUGUGUUAGAUUAUUUAAAUAGAUUAUUUAAAUAGAAAAAUUGUCUAUCAAUAAUGGGAAAGAGCUUAAUUAUAUUUAUCUAAUUUUAUUAAAUAAACCAGUCAGUUAUAUCUCAAGUGGAAUAGAAACCUUGAUAUCUUUUUGAUACCCUCUGAUAUCUACCGUAAUACUCCAUGGCAGAAACUGUUUGAAAAUAAAUUAUAUUGCAUUUCCUUUCA
This is a messenger RNA of Octopus sinensis (East Asian common octopus), 2619 nucleotides long. RefSeq lists its product as uncharacterized. Bases 99 to 2000 code for a protein of 633 amino acids. NCBI's taxonomy places the organism in Eukaryota, Metazoa, Mollusca, Cephalopoda, Octopoda, Octopodidae. The transcript has a single exon. The record is from RefSeq and is a predicted model, not a curated record.